GUUCGCCAUUCGUUAGCUGACUGGACACAGGACGGUCGUGUGUUUGUUCAUCAGUUUUGUUUUUCCACUGUAAUUAUCACAACCAAAAUCAAAAACAGUCAUUAUUUUCGUUCAAACACAUACUUCAUCAACAACAACACAAUACAUUUUUUUAACCUCGGGUUCAUUCAACCUUUUUUCCAUUAAUAUUCUGUUUUCAUUCGGCAAGGUUUUUCAUCAUCAUCAUCCGAUCGAUUGUCUUCUGAUGACCAUUACCAACAACAAUGGAUGAUAAUCUCAACAACAACAAAUGGCGGCCAAUUCAAAUGAUGAAAUCAACAUUAGCGACAUUUCGAUCACGGCAUCGAUUAUCGGUCAUUUCUAAUCAUCGAUCCAUAUCAUUAUCAUCAAUAUGGUUGACCAUUAUGAUCAUCAUUUCCACGAACAUCACUAUUCAACACGCCAUUGCCAAUGACAACAACAAUACAGCGGACAACACAAUGGUCAUAUCGUUGGAAGAUUUGUCCACAGUUUCCGACGAUAUCGAAAUGAUACACGACGAUAGUGAUGAUCCAGAUCGUGCAUCGUUAUUGAGGCAGCCAAUUCGAUCGCUAUUCGUAGCACCACCAACAUCAUCGAAACGAUCAUCAUCCGGCGAUUCGAAUAUUCGCCCGGUUAGAUUCAUCAAUUUCACACAGAUUUUGAUCAAUCGCAAUCGUCGACUUAAUCUGACCACUACCAGCACUAUUUCCCCGCCACAUUCCCCAUCAUCGGUGACCAAUAUCCGUAAUAUUCGAAAAAAAUACAUUCGUCUCGGCGGCGGCGGCAAUCUUAAUUCGCACACAACCGUUGUGCCUCGAUUGACUACUUUGGUGAAAACUUUUCCAUCUUCUGCCAUCACAUCGACGACCACAAUCAAUCCAAACACAGAGGAUAUGCGUCAAGGCCGUUCCAAUCAUCAGUUUGGCCAGAAAAAGAAGAAAAAGAAAACACUGAUCAAGGUUAAAGUGAAAAAUGGGGAUGAACAACUUCUGUUCUAUGAUCAUCAUUCGACGGCUGCCAAACAACCAUCCACAACAACCACAACAUCGACUACGUCGACUACACAAACUCCCACUACCACCACUACUGCCUCCUACAUCACAACAACAACCAAGGAACUAAGCAGAAAGAAAAAACAGGACCAUCAUCACCAAUCAUCAGCCGACGAUGAUUCCACAACAACGGUGCCCGAAGAAGAAGCGGAAGAAGAACCCGAUGCAGUCGAAAUAGGAGAGGAGGUGGAAAUCGAUGAUAACAGUGGCGAUCAGACGCUUAUUCCGACCACAACCACCACCACCACUCAGAUGCCGACCACUACUUUAAAACGUGAAGAUGUUUAUGAAACAGUUCCCAUAACACUUCCUCCUCAAUAUGAUGAUUCUCGUGAUGAUGGCUAUUUCAAACGUCGACGACCAACCACCACCACCACCACCACUAGCACCACAUCCACUAGCACAAGUAGCCCUACUGAAAUUCCUUCGAUGAUGACACUAGAGCCAAUGAUGGAACAAUUUUCGCCGCAUUAUCAUCAUCAUCAUCCUGAUGUUCACCCGGAUUUGAUGGCCGAUCAAAUUCCAAUGUUUCAUCCCAUGAUGUCUUCAUCGCCCCCAUAUCACCAUCAUCAUGCCAGACCUGCUCCAAUCAUACCGUUUAUGCCACCACCGCCCCAACCGCUACAGCCAAUGUCAGGUCAUCCAGGAUUGAUGAUGGCCGGGCCACCACCACUAUCAUCACCCGUUCCCCGUCAAUGUCAUUUCCGUAUGGAGACAAUAUGUCCGACCAUGAGUAUGGCUCGUCGAUCACAAUUUCAAUGUUUCGGUGAUGGUAUUAUUCAUUGCGAUGGUCGAGUCAGUCGUAUGUGCCGCCUGUUCGAACGGCAAUCUCAUCUACGUGAUCAGGGCAUGAUGCUAGAUGCAAUGCAAUCAUCAAGUUCCACCACAACCGAUAUGCCCCCACCCAUGAUACGAUAUUAUCGACCAGAUCCUAAUAAUUAUUUCUAUUGCAAUCAGCCAUUGAUGACCGAUGAAUGUGUUGGGAUUGCUGAAUGCGUUUCGGAUGCGUCAUCCGCAUUCAUGGCUGAUAUGAUGGCAGGCAAUUCAUUGACCGAACCAGAUGACCAAGACGACGAACCAGAUAUUGAAUAUAAAAAAGCAUCGCCAUCCAAACUAAAUUAUCGACCAAAACCUUAUGGAAAGAAUUCUCCGGCCAAACAAACCGAAUUGAAAGUAAAUCACGACCAGGAUGAGGAUGACGAAACUGUCAACAAACCGCCACAAUAUCAUUUACCAUCCGAUAAAUUGAACUCGAAAUUCGACGGUAACAUAACCACUACUGUUAUUCCGACCACUGCUAUUCCGUUGACAACUGCAUCUAAAUUCGAUGAGGAAUCAUCCAGUAACCAUAUCGAAGGAGGAGGAGGACAUCAAUCAUCUUCGUUGCGAUCAAAUCAACCGAAUGAUCUUCUACCGCCGCAGCCACCCGCAGCAACAACAACUGUCGCUCAUCAUCGUUCACCGCAGCCACUUUCACGCGUCCAAGUCGGUCUGAUCGGUGCAUUAAUAGCCCUAGGUUCAUUAAUGUUUGUUAUGGUUGCCGCACUGGCAUAUUAUUCAUGGAAUCAACUCAAAAUCAUGCCAAGCGAACAACCAAUCCACCAAGCAAACCAUCAUCGAACAUCAGCAAGCAACUCGAUGCACAAAACAAACAUCGAUAUCGUCGACAAUCCGCCACCAAACAGCAAAACCGUCAAAUUCAUCGAGUGAAAAAUCCUCCAUUUUGUUCAUUUCCAAAUCGAUAACUUUUCUCUGUUAUUCGUCCAGCUCAAUGCAUUCAACCGGGCCAUUAUCGU
Dermatophagoides pteronyssinus (European house dust mite) is the source of this 2869-nucleotide messenger RNA. RefSeq lists its product as uncharacterized. NCBI's taxonomy places the organism in Eukaryota, Metazoa, Arthropoda, Arachnida, Sarcoptiformes, Pyroglyphidae. The record is from RefSeq and is a predicted model, not a curated record.